AGCCCCUCACUCCGGACCCCAGAACGCGCCCGGGCGCCCGUCGUCUCCAGGGACCUUUUAGAGCCUCGCUCACCACUCGGGCCCGAGCGCUCUCGAGCCCCAGACCCCGGCCCGCCUGCGCCCAGAACCCCGGCGCGCCCUCGGGAUUCCCAGAGCCUCUCAGGCCCCGCGCGUCGCCGCCGUUUGCCGCCCGGCGGGAGUGCAGGAUUCCUGUGGGAUCGGCCGAUGGACCGCGCCUGGCCCGGGCCCGGGCCCGGGCCUGGCACGGCGGCGAGGUGGAUGGUUCGGCUCCGCGUUCUCCCGUCGGCGAGGCAGCUUCGCGGCCAGGCCUGUUGGCUGCCAAGGGAGGACGCAGCUCCGGCCAAAGUCGGCAGCACCAGGGAAUCCCGUCGGUGCCCUGAGGUCUUCGCGGCGGGGAGGGGCAGAGCCGCGCCGCCGACAGCUCGUGGAGGAAAUCCUGGUCUCUGAUAGUGUGAAUGAUUCAGCUGUUUAGGAGGAAACACAAGAAUAGAAGAAGCUUGUGAAAUGUAUACCAGAGCUGCAAAUAUGUUCAAGAUGGCUAAAAAUUGGAGUGCUGCAGGAAACGCGUUUUGUCAGGCUGCCAAACUCCACAUGCAGCUUCAGAGCAAGCACGACUCUGCCACCAGCUUUGUGGAUGCAGGGAAUGCAUACAAAAAGGCAGACCCUCAAGAGGCUAUCAACUGCUUAAAUGCAGCCAUCGACAUUUACACAGACAUGGGACGAUUCACCAUCGCAGCCAAGCACCAUAUCACCAUUGCUGAGAUCUACGAAACUGAGCUGGUGGACAUCGAGAAGGCCAUUGCACAUUACGAACAGUCUGCUGAUUAUUACAAAGGAGAACAAUCUAACAGCUCUGCCAACAAGUGUCUGCUGAAGGUGGCUGCCUACGCCGCGCAGCUGGAGCAGUACCAGAAGGCCAUCGAGAUCUACGAGCAGGUCGGGGCGAACACAAUGGACAACCCACUGCUGAAGUAUAGCGCCAAGGACUACUUCUUCAAGGCGGCGCUCUGCCACUUCAUCGUGGAUGAGCUCAACGCCAAGCUUGCUCUCGAGAAAUACGAGGAGAUGUUUCCAGCAUUCACUGACUCAAGAGAGUGUAAAUUACUGAAAAAACUUCUAGAAGCUCAUGAAGAACAGAACAGUGAAGCUUACACUGAAGCAGUAAAGGAGUUUGACUCGAUAUCGCGCUUGGACCAAUGGCUGACCACCAUGCUGCUGCGGAUCAAGAAAUCCAUCCAGGGUGACGGCGAGGGGGAUGGGGAUCUGAAGUGAAACCUCCCUGUUGCGGUGGCAUGUAGUGCACUCCUCUUUAGUUUGUUUUAGGGCUGAGUGACCCUGUGGGUGCCCAUUUAUGGCUUCAUUCUGUUGCCCGUGAGCCCAGCGAUGUGUGUCCCUCCACGAGCCUUGUCUGCGUCCCUGUGAAGCAGCCGAGCGGAGGCUCCUGUUGCCGUUGUGUUUGUGACGACCAGAGUCCAUUUCAUGCUCGGCCCCAGAGCUUCCUGGGUCGUGCUUCCAAUCUUCCUCCUGCUGCGACGUCCAGGCCUAGCUUCCUGUUGCCACGUGUGUUCCGGUCCUGGAUCCUGGGACUCGGCUCUGUCCCUCAUGGCUGCCUCUCGAACUCCAUGCAUGGCGUCUGGAUGUCUUCCCUCUGUGCAUCCAUUGGGUGGAUGCUAGGAUGAGUUGAUGAUCUCACGAGGAACAGCUGAGUUUUAUUCUGUAUCAUAACUGAUGGUGCUGGUGACAGCUUUGCUUUUGUACAGCCCAUUUGUUCCUGAGCCCAGAGCAAGCAUCUCGGGGUGGGCAGGCUGCCUGGGCAGCGUGCGAGAAUGGCAUCGCCUUUGCCCAUCAGUUGAACUUGGUGUUCAGGGUCAGGAACAGGAAAUCCCAGUGUGCCAGGCAGGCCACCUACCUUUUGUCUGGGGAUCGGGUUGUCUCCAUGCUGGUGGGCUUGCUGUGGCCUGUGCAUGCUGAUGAGCAGAGAAUGUGGUCCUCCAGGUCCUACACUCUGACAUGGCUCAUCCUGAGUCUCCUGUGAGUAUUUUUGUGCUGAAAUGAUUUGAGAUACGAUGCUGCCUGACAGUUCUUGCAUCUCUUUCUAAAUUGCACUGCUGCCCUUAGUGCCAGCUCCCCAACCCUCUCAUGUUUUGUCAGGUGGUGAGGAGGGUCUGAUGGGGUCACCAUUUUAGUGGCCCUUGGGAGUGUUGGGUCUCUGCUGGGCCAGUGGAAAGCCCAAGAAGGGGUGCUGGAGAGCAGGUCAUUAGCCUGGCAGGGUUGGGGGAAGAUAGGGAAGCCUGGGCAAAGGCUGAUGUGGAAGCUGCUGGGGAACGCCCAGUGUCCUGGGUGCAGGAACUCAGGAGCCAUGUCUGGUGGGAGCAGAGUACCGGGCUCAAGGCUUCCUGUGCAGUUCUGGGUCUUGAAUGGAAGCGUUGUCUGUGAGGGUGUGGCUUGGACCAAAAAGCCUAGGUCCUCUGUGACCGCGUGGACUCCUCUGAAGCAGUGGCCACAGGAACAAGGCUCUAGGCUGGCCGUGUGCACAUCGGGAGUGGAAGCCCUGUGGCUCCGAGUUGGUUUCAGUAGUAGCCGGCCGGGAAGCAGUGUUGGUGCUGCCUGCCAGGUACCUGGUCUAGUGCUCAGCAGGACGCCACAGGUCCCUGGCAGAAGGGGCACUUGUCAAAGACGGCAUCAGACAGAGCAGCUUGUUUCAUUAAAAUAAAUGCUAGGAUCAGUGCUUGGGGAAAAAGUACUUUUGUAUCUUGUAUUUCUUGUGGAAAGAAUAAAAGUGAUUACAGUGGUGAAGACAGACCUGCCAGAACCCAUGAAGGAGGGUGGAAAGGAGCAAACUCACUUCCCCAAAUGUCCCCUGGACGCAGAGCCCAGGGCUGCGCAGUGAAGCUCUGCGGAUGUCAGAGUACUCUGUGAGCAGAGCAGGAUGGUUGUUUAUGUUACAGUUCUUGUUUCUUUGCAGCUCUGGGGUCAGUUCAUAGUCAAAGUCAGUUCAUAUUUCUUACAGAAAAGCUUUGCUUUUUGUGGCAACAAUUUUAUAGCUUGUGUGAUUUCCUUUUUUAAUGAUAUCUUGAAAACAGUAUUUUUGCACACUUGUGACCAUGUGUGGUGGUGUCACUGUAAUCAAAGUAUAUGCACCAGCCCUGUGCAGUCAUUGUUGCUCUGGUGUUGUGCGUUCCCUGUGUUCCAGUGCAGACCUUUGAGGCUUCCUUUGGAGGCUUUGCAGCCGCAUGCCUGUGCCCUGCCCACUGCAGAAUGACCUGAGUUGUCCUCUGCAGGGAGCAACAGUAUAAAAACCAACACAUAAAGAUAAACCGACCUUAGCAAAAAGAGUGUAUUUGUUUUACGUGAACCAGUACAAUAAAUAAAGUGUAAAUUAUGAA
Messenger RNA from Cavia porcellus (domestic guinea pig), 3407 nucleotides. RefSeq names its product NSF attachment protein beta (gene Napb). The transcript is spliced from 11 exons. Gene Ontology annotation, biological process: SNARE complex disassembly; synaptic transmission, glutamatergic; intracellular protein transport. The coding region runs from base 526 to 1293 and encodes 255 amino acids. The record is from RefSeq and is a predicted model, not a curated record. Gene Ontology annotation, cellular component: synaptobrevin 2-SNAP-25-syntaxin-1a complex; terminal bouton; vacuolar membrane. NCBI's taxonomy places the organism in Eukaryota, Metazoa, Chordata, Mammalia, Rodentia, Caviidae. Gene Ontology annotation, molecular function: soluble NSF attachment protein activity; syntaxin binding.